AGUCCCUGGAGAAGUGGGAACGCCUGACUGUCGCUGAUGCCCUGGAGCCCGUGCAGUUUGAAGACGGAGAGAAAAUCGUUGUGCAGGGGGAGCCUGGGGAUGACUUCUACAUCAUCACAGAGGGCACUGCUUCAGUCCUCCAGCGACGAUCCCCCAACGAGGAGUAUGUGGAAGUGGGGCGCCUCGGGCCCUCUGACUACUUUGGGGAGAUUGCCCUGCUGCUGAACCGGCCCCGUGCAGCCACUGUGGUGGCCCGGGGUCCCCUCAAGUGUGUGAAGUUAGACCGGCCUCGUUUUGAGCGUGUCCUGGGCCCCUGCUCGGAGAUCCUGAAGAGAAACAUCCAGCGUUACAACAGCUUCAUCUCCCUCACUGUCUGAGCUUCUGCUGCACCUGCACCCUGGGGGACCUCCCCGUGUGGCCCUGUGACCCAUUCCUUAUGCCAGGGGCCUGGGAGCUGCUGGUUCGUGGCCGAGUGGGGCUGGUGCCUGGCACAGAGCCUCUCCUUUCUCUGGACUCACUUUUGGAAUAAAUAACCAUCUUGUGCUUUUUAAAAACAAAGGGCAAGCGGCAACUGCAUCCCCAGACCAGGAAAGUGACAGCUGGCUCCCCGACAGUGGCCCUGUAGCCUUAUUUUGGAUCCACCCUAUCCCCUCUCCAAGUCUUCUUGGAGAUCCCUGUACUAGAACUGGCCCUGUGUCCUGCCUGGUCUCUAGAGUGAGACUGCAGCCACCCCUGUAGCUUCCCCCCGAAGCUGGGAGUUAAUCAGAGCACUGUCCCUGGUCCUCGUAAGAUUCUCUGGUCUAGGCCCAGGUAUAAAACAGAGAAUGACAAAUUGAGAUGUCCUCAAAUGAGCACUCGAGCUGAGAGCAGAAACAGAGGCUGAAAGACAUUCUCAGUCCCUGCCCACUGUCCCCAACUCUCAGAAGGACCCCUGAGGGACCCAAACUGAUCCUACUCGCCUAUCCAGGGCCUAAGCUAUGGCCCUAGAAAGUCAGGCGGUGGUGGCUAA
Molecule: messenger RNA, 1009 nt
Organism: Grammomys surdaster
Lineage: Eukaryota; Metazoa; Chordata; Mammalia; Rodentia; Muridae
Product: cAMP-dependent protein kinase type I-beta regulatory subunit
Exons: 3
Source: RefSeq, a predicted model, not a curated record